CUGAUACCUAUCCCCAAACAUGAAACUCCGACACAUGAUGUUCACGUUCACGAUCAACCUCCAAGCACUCCUCUCGCUAUCCACACUAACCACAUCCACCCUAAUAACAACAUCCGGCAAUAUCACCCUCCCUGAAACGCCCACGCCCAUCCUCGGAAAUCUCUACAAUCACUGGAUCGUCCUCCCAAACAAAACCUACGACCUCACCCGCUCCCUCUACCUCCCCACCACAACCCCUGUCACCAUUCCAAUGUUCGGAACUCGUAAAGCCGCCAUCAUCGAGCCCUCGCGCUCCGCUCUCAUCAUCAUCGACAUGCAGAAUUACUUCCUACACCCGAAGCUUAGUCCCCGUGCGACAGGUGGUCGAGCAGCCGUUCAACCUACGCUAAAUAUGAUCGCAGGGUUUAGGAAGAAAGGAAUGAAAGUGCUGUGGACGAAUUGGGGGCUGGAUGGCUAUGAUUUGUUGACGAUUCCGCCUAGCUUUUUGGCGGGGUUUUCGGGCGGGACGGAUAGUCCGUUAACGACGUUUGGUAGCGACAUGGGGAUAGUGGAUGGAGCUGAAGCUGGAGGAAAACUUAUGCGAGGAGCGUGGAAUGCAAGACCUUAUGGACCGUUAUAUGAUGCACAGGUCAAAGGGGUGGAGGAUGGGACGGAUCUUUAUUUUAAUAAGAAUCGGCUGAGCGGCCUCUGGGGAGCGCAGACACCCUUAGGAAUGUGGUUGAUGGGAAAUCAGAUUACAACACUCUUCUUCGGAGGCGUGAAUGCGGAUCAAUGCGUCUGGGGAACAUUCCUUGAUGCAUACUACAAGGGAUACGACGUAGUUUACGUCGACGACAUUGCUGCAACUACGAGCCCGGAAUAUGCGACGCAGAUGGUGAAGUAUAAUGCGAAUCUCGAUGGCUUUCUGUCUAAUUCAUCAUUGAUUUUAUCAGCGCUA
This is a messenger RNA of Lindgomyces ingoldianus, 937 nucleotides long. RefSeq names its product Isochorismatase hydrolase. The annotation marks the transcript as partial. The transcript has 7 exons. The record is from RefSeq and is a predicted model, not a curated record. Lineage: Eukaryota; Fungi; Ascomycota; Dothideomycetes; Pleosporales; Lindgomycetaceae.